AUGCCGAAAGUACUUCUCACAGGUGGAUCAGGCUUCAUUGCCACUCACAUCCUCCAACUGCUUUUGAGCCGAGGCCACGAGGUCGUGACGACGGUCCGAAGCGAGGAAAAGGCGAAGAUUAUCCGCGAUGCACACCCAGGUGCAAAGUUGACCACCGUCAUUGUUCCCGAUAUCUCUCUGCCGGGUGCCUUCGAUGAGGUAAUGCAGACCCCAGGCCUCGAGUACGUGCAACACACGGCAUCGCCCUUCCACUUCAAGAUCACGGACCCCAAGGAGUUGCUAGACCCUGCUAUCAAGGGUACGACAUCGGUUCUCGAGGCGAUCAAGAAGUAUGCGCCGACCGUCAAGCGUGUCGUCAUUACCAGCUCGUUCGCCGCCAUCCUGGAUGCGUCGAAGCUUGGAGACGGCGCGAAGGUAUGGAGUGAGGCUGACUGGAACCCAAUGACCUACGAAGAUGGUAUCAAUGGAAAUCCGGGCCAAACGUACCGCGCUUCUAAGACGUUGGCCGAGAAGGCCGCCUGGGAGUUCGUGGAGAAGGAGAAGCCCAACUUCGACCUCGUCACCAUCAACCCUCCCUUUGUCUUCGGACCUGUCGUGCACCACCUCGCCUCGCUAGCCGACAUUAACACAAGCAACGGCAACAUGGUGGCGCUGAUAGCAGGCCGAUGGAAGGCCGAAAUCCCGCCCACCGGCGUGUACCUCUGGGUGGACGUGCGUGACGUCGCCAAGGCCCACGUCGAGGCCCAGGACCGCCCCGAGGCCGGCGGCAACCGCUUCUUCACAACGGCAGGCCUGUUCACCAACAAGGAGAUCGUGCCGAUCGUCCGGAAGAACUUCCCGCAACUCGCGGACAGGCUGCCCGAGGACGGCACCCAGGGCGGCGACUACCCCGGCGGCAGCAAGGACAAUAUCUACAAGUACGACAACUCCAAGACUACGAAGAUGCUGGGAAUCGAAUGGGCUACGCUCGAGAAGUCCGUUACAGACACCAUUGGCAGCCUCCUUACUGUCGGUGCUAAAUAG
Xylaria bambusicola is the source of this 1023-nucleotide messenger RNA. Its product is annotated as NAD dependent epimerase/dehydratase. The transcript is spliced from 3 exons. Lineage: Eukaryota; Fungi; Ascomycota; Sordariomycetes; Xylariales; Xylariaceae. Gene Ontology annotation, molecular function: oxidoreductase activity, acting on the CH-OH group of donors, NAD or NADP as acceptor. The record is from RefSeq and is a predicted model, not a curated record. Bases 1 to 1023 code for a protein of 340 amino acids.